AUGUACAGCGUCGACGUUCCCAAGGGUCUUACCGAGGGACAGCAGUUCAAUGCAGAGCUUGGUGGCACCACAUUGCUCGUCACCGUGCCACCGGGCUACUCGGGCGGGAUGUCGCUACAGCUCAAGGCGCCCCCAGCAAUGCCCGUAGUGCAGGGCACCGCGGUGGUCGGCGGCGGCUCCUUCAAGACGGGUGUCUUUGACUGCUUCGACCACUGCGGCGAGGGCGGAGGCUCCGUUUGCGCCUGCCUCACCGGCAUGUGCUGCAGCUACAUUGCCGUCCCGCAGGUCUACAGCCAGGUCGCCAAACAGACCGGCGACCGUCAGGGGAGCAAGUACUGCAAACUGAUGGUCAUCGUCUUUGCUCUGGUCGUGCUGGCCUCCACCAUCACGUCCGUACGCUUUAACAUGUGCGUCUAUGACGCCGCCUCCUCCUGCAUGCACGACGCGGACGCCGGCUUGGCCAAGCCACCGCCGUCGCCGCCGUCGCUGUCGCCGUCCACCUUUGGGGAGAUGGCGUCCGUGUGCGAUCCCGACUCCAUGACGGAGGAGGAGCUAAUGGCGUGUAGCUUGGGCCUCUUCCUCGCGGCAAUCAAGGAGGGUGAAUGCACCUAUGAGGACUCGGUCGGCGACGGGGAGGAAGAUCCUAUCGUGUGCUUCGACUGCACCGUGCAAGGCCUUGUGGCUCGCUGCGGCCGCGUCGCCACCAGCUACGUUCAGUGCACGCUUUCCCACCAGUGGCUGUUCCGGGCCAUCUAUCAGCUCACCGUCAUUGCGGGCCUCGCGAUCUUUGUCCUGCUGAUCCUCGCGCGCGUCAAGCACCGCAGCGCCCGCGGCAUUCCUGGCAACCCGUGCUGCGACUGCUGCUGCACUCGCUUCUGCAUCAGCCACUGCUGCAGCGGGAAGGAAUGCGUCUUCUGGUGCUCUAGCUGUGUCACGUGCCAGAUGAUGCGCGAGACGGAGCUGAGCACGCAACCCUACAGCACAGAUCCAUCCAUGCCCUACACCAUCUGCCUCGACCCAGGGGCGGAGGAGGCAUCGCCAGCAGCCGUCAACGGAGCGCCGGGCUCCACCCUCGUGUGA
Molecule: messenger RNA, 1080 nt
Organism: Emiliania huxleyi CCMP1516
Lineage: Eukaryota; Haptophyta; Isochrysidales; Noelaerhabdaceae
Exons: 5
Coding region: 1-1080 (359 amino acids)
Source: RefSeq, a predicted model, not a curated record